AUGAAGGAGAUGGUCGGUGGAUGUUGUGUCUGUUCAGACGAUCGCGGCUGGUCGGAAAAUCCGCUAGUGUACUGCGAUGGUCAAAGUUGUGCGGUGGCCGUGCAUCAGGCGUGCUACGGAAUCGUGACGGUACCGAGUGGUCCUUGGUACUGCCGGAAGUGCGAAAGUCAGGAGCGAUCGGCUCGCGUCCGCUGCGAGCUCUGCCCGUCCCGUGACGGUGCCCUCAAGCGGACGGACAACCAAGGAUGGGCGCAUGUGGUUUGCGCCCUUUACAUUCCCGAGGUGCGCUUCGGGAACGUGACGACGAUGGAGCCGAUCAUACUGCAGUUGAUACCCCAGGAGCGGUACAACAAAACCUGCUACAUAUGUCAGGAGAUGGGGAAAGGUUCCCGGGCAACGGUGGGAGCCUGCAUGCAGUGUAACAAAUCGGGGUGUAAGCAACAGUUUCACGUCACCUGCGCCCAGCAGCUAGGGCUGCUUUGUGAGGAAGCCGGAAACUAUUUGGACAAUGUGAAAUACUGUGGCUACUGUCAACACCACUACAGCAAGCUAAAAAAAGGGGGAAACGUUAAAACCAUCCCACCGUACAAACCCAUCAGCCAUGAGGCAAACUCUAGCGAUGGUCCGUCAUCCCCCGAAAAGGAAAUGGAACCACCACCGUCCCAACAACACUCGAGUAGCGUCUCUGGUUCAGGCGUAGGAAGUGGAGGCAGUGGCGGUGGUGCUGGUGGUGGCUCCAGCGGAAGUACUAGCAGUAGCACUGGCAGUUUGAAAUCCAGCAGCCGGCUCUCUGGUGAACCAUUGAUGGCCGGAUCUGCUUCCACCUCUUCCUCUUCGUCCUCCUCUUCCAAGCAGCGAAAGUCCUCGAGCGCUUCGAAAAGCUCGAGCGGAUCAAACACGAAUACGUCACUGUCGUCCUCGUCGACCUCGUCGGUACUAUCGUCGGCGGGAAAUGCUUCCGCCGGAGGUUCUGGGCUUUCGGGUUCUUCCUCCAUGUCGUCUUCGUCAGGCAUGUCGAGCAUAACCGGUAGCGGUGGCAGUGGGAGUAGUGGCGUUGGUAAUACCAGCGGUAUCGGAAGCUUGUCCGGCAACGUAAGCAGUAGCGGGUCCGGUAAGGGCAGCUCUGGAACUUCUGGCGGGGCCAGUGGGAGUGGUAGCAGCAGUAGUAGCUCGAAGGAAAAGGAUAAAUAUAGCAAAAGCCGAGACAAAAGCUCGAAAUCGUCGAAAUCGUCAGGCAGCAGUAGCAACAGUGGUGCUGGUGGAGGGAAUUUUAACAACAGUACAAGUAGCAGUGGUAGUUUAAUAAGUGGAAACACCGUUCAAUCAAAAGAUGGCGACAUGGGUCCAGCUCCCGGAUCCGGUGGGUCUCUUGGGGCGAAUGCUUCCACCCAAUCGAGCUCUCAGGGCAGCUAUUCGUCGUCUACUGCAAGUGGUAAUCCUUCUGGAUCGGGUGGUAGUACCAGCAGUAGUAAACAUCACUCAGAUAAAUUCGACAAAGGCGGCAGCAACCAAAGUGGAACGAUUUCGUCGCUUUCCGCUAGUGCCGGUGUCAGUUCGUCACGCGCUGCAUCUCUUUCUCCAGCCGCGAUUCCAACAACUCUCAUCAUAAAGCCACCGCAGGAUCACGGUGGGGCCAGUGGGAAGGAUUUACUGUCAAAAGAAGCGAUCGUUAAAAUGAGUAGCUCGAGCAACUUUACGGAAACGAUUGUGGUGAAUUCGGAUUCUAUGUAUGCUCAAGGAGCAUCAUCCGGCAAUACAGGAUCCACAUCCGUGAUCGAGAGCAGCAAACUCGGGUUAGGAUCGGGAUCGGGAAGCAUUCCUAGCGGCUCAUACAACAAUACCUCGGGAGGCGGUUCAGCGAGUAGUGGGAGUGCGGGCAAAAAACGGAAAGCCGAUUCCCGCAAUAUACCAACUUCCUCCGCAAGCAGCAAUGAUAUGGAUGUAAACCGUGACCUGAUUAGGGAUGUCGCAGUAUCGCUUGUGCCAUUAUCAUUGAGUAAAAACGAUCACAUCGAACCACCGUCAAUCGCAGGACACGAGAAAAACGUGAAAAAGGCGAAAACCGAAACCAGCUCUCCGCUGCACCAUCCGACGGUGCCGGUGGCCGGUCCAGCGUCGGACACGAAUCUGCAAAAUGUCACUUCAAAUCUCAUACAAGCAACACACGCGUCAAGCAUCAUCUCAUCGUCCUCCUCAACCGGGAAGCAGCACCAUCAGCAACAGCAUCAUCAUCAUCAUCACCACCAGCAAACACCGCACUCACCUCAGCAGCAACCGUCGCACACGCCAAGCCUGGUGGUGUCGGUUCCCCUGUCGACGGCUACCGUACCUGGAGUAAAUCUACCCGCUAGUAAUAGUAAUAAUAGUAGCAGUCACGCAGUCAGCGGUAGCAACGGUGCCACCAGUAGCAGCAGCAGCAGCAGCAGCAGUAGUAGCAACAUCAGUCAUAGCGCUAGUCUUAGCAACAGCACACCUAACAUUGUGUCUCCCGGCCAGCUGGGCGCUAGCAACAGCACCACCGGCGGAACCAACAACAAUAGUGGCAGCAACAAUUCGGUCGGCAACUUGUAUCAACAGAUUUCGCAUCGCGCGGGUGAUCAGUUGAUGAGUGCCAGCACAAGUCGCGCCAGUCCCGUGAUCCAGCAGCAGUCCACCUCCCAGAACAUUAUCCAAUCAUCAUCCACCGUAUCCUCGGUCUCGGGAGCCAGUACGACUACUUCCACAGCCAUCACGAUCGGCCACCAUCACUCUCUUGAGCGGCAGUCACCUUCGAUGCGAGCCUCACCGGCCACCACAUCCGGCACUGGUGGUAAUGUUAUAACUGCGCUUCAUCAUGGUCAACAACAGCAGCAACCGGAGAUGCUGUCUGCUGUUGGAUCCGUUGGAGGCACUGUACUGCAGAGUAUAUCACCCGUUCCGAUGAGCACUAUCCAGAGCACCUCCUCGCCUUCUCCCAUCAUUGGCGGUGACGGUGGCGGCGGAGGGGGAGGUGGGCUUAAGUUUGGGUACGAAAAGCAACCACCCACGACAAAUGCACGUAUUGCGGCGUUGCAGGAAGAAGAAUCCUCUACUGGUCGGAGGUCCAGGUACGGAUCACACUCGAGGGAGCGUAGUGGUGGCGGCGGCGGCCCAGGCAAUGGAAGCAGUACUUCUAGCGCCACUGGUGCUGGUGGUGCAAGAGGCGGAGGAGGCGGUGGCAGUGAUGUGGGUGGUAAAACUCGUACAUCAAAAAAACGUUCCCAACAACAGCAUCAACAACAGCAACAACCGCAAGCUGAUCGAGAAUCACCUUCCAUCGCGGGAGAUUCUUCCAAUCGGAGCAUAGCUUCUCCCCCACUUCCUCGCCCUUCCUCGCAUGGCGGCGGUGGCCAAUAUGCGUACGGUGUGACAGACCGCAACACGGAGGAGCAUCACACCCAACCGUACCAGCCAACCGGUGGCAGCAACGCACCAAACACGGGUGGGAAUAAUGGAAGCGUACUGUCGAUGGCAACCGGCACCGGAUCUGUUGUUGCGUCCGUUGUUGUAGGCAACUCAACAUCCCAGCAUCUUCAACAUCAACAACAGUCGCAACAUGCCCAUCACCAUCAUCAUAACCAGCACCACCAGCAUCAGCAUCAUCACCCUUCGCAUCCGCACCACCAUCAGCAGCAGCAACAAUCUUCAUCAGCGUCGGCUGGCGACAAGAUAUCUUCGGGGAGCUCCACCUCGAACGCUUCACUUCCCUUGUCCGCAAGCGGUCCACAUACCGCCCAGUCUCAACAUUCAUCUGUCGCGAUUUCCAACAGCAAUGCUUCGCUGUCAAAUUCUAGCACCUCUUUUUCAUCUAUCGCUUCUGCUAGUGCUGCUACUGCUGCUGCUGCUUCCGUUGCUUCAUCCAAUGCCUCAUUGUCCUCCACUACUUAUGCUAUCAACUCAUCCACUUCCGCUGCUCCUGCAUCCGGUUCGGUUAGGUCUGACGUUGGAUCGUCCGUCGGUGCGCAUCCUGUCAUUGAAAUGACCGGUCACGGUGGUUCGGUCAGCGGCUAUCAUACUGGUGGUGGCAUCUUGGCGGGGUAUUCUCAAGCAGUAGGCACGAACAGUACGGUUGGAAACAGCAAAUCCAACAUGGGCACCACGAACAGUAGCUCCGGUGACAGCUUUCCCCAACAUCACACGCAUCACCAUCCUCAGUAUCUUGGCGGUGGUCCUGGCGCGCAACAUCAGAGCGUUUUGACCAGCAGUGGCAACAGUAGCAUAAACAACAGCGUAGGAGGUGGUGGCGGCGUCGGCAGCAGCAGCAGUAGUAGCAACAUCAACAACAGUAGCAACAGUGCCAACAGUAGCUUUAGUAAUAGUAGCAACAGUAACAACAGUAUCCUCAGUAGCAAUAAUAACACCAGCAUCACCGCAACCAGUAGUAAUGUUGGCAGCGGCAGCAACAACAAAAACACCACCAUCAUCAAUAGCAAUAGCCACAUGGGCAAUAGCACUGCUAGCAACAGUAGCUGCACCGGCAACAACCAUAACCUGUCUAACAAUAGUCACAGUACCAUCGUAACGACGGUUGGGCAUACGAACAAAAAGCACCGCGGCGGGGCAUCGCACCAUCAAACAAUCGUUGAACUUUCGCCAUCGCCAUCUACUUCCAGAACGCCCGAAAUGAUCGCAUCCAGUGGUGCCCCGUACGGCGUGGGUUCGUCCAUGUCGUCCUCCACCUCCAUAUAUGGAGGAUCCUCGGGGGGAGGCGGAGGAGGCUUAAAGUUUUCCUACGAAGCUCAACCAACGAACCCGAUGGCGGCGGUUUCUGUCACGGCUAGCAUUAGCAAUACCGUCAUUACGACACCGCAAGUGAAGGACUCGCCUCCCAGCUCGCCUGGUUCCGACACCGGAACGAUGGGUACGGCGGGAAUCGUCGGUGUUGGGGGCCGCGGAACGAAACGCAAUCGUAAAAUGUCCUCAAACACGGGCGUGGCAAAUGUCCUAGGCUCGGGAGUUGCGACUACGGUAGCGGCGGUGUCGAUGGCAUCCUCGAUCGUACCGGCGUCGGUCGUAGCCGGCGGCGCUUUUGUCGACGCGAAGGAGGGAAAACUUUUCCAAAAUGGCGGCAGUGGGAGCGGCAAUGUCGGCGGUGCGCCGGCAGGCGGAGGGUCCAUCAUUUCGGCAACGCACAUGCUGGGAAAUCAGUUGAAUCCGAGCAGUAGCGUGGCGCAGAAAAUGUCCGAUCAGCUGACCAUGGAAAUCGAGGCACAUGGCUACGUUCCUGGACCGGUCGAACCGGGUCCAACACUGAUGGGUCCGGCGUUUCCGGGAAAGAAUCGCACAAACAACACGCAAUCGGUACCAACCGGUGGUGGAAAUUCGCUGAGCUCCAUGUUGACGGGAGGGGCCACGGCAACAGCUAACGGAAACACUCCGCAAAGUUUGGAGCAGUUACUGGAGCGGCAAUGGGAACAAGGAUCUCAAUUUCUUAUGGAACAAGCGCAACAUUUCGACAUUGCCUCUCUGCUCUCCUGCCUCCACCAACUUCGUAGUGAAAACAUACGACUAGAGGAGCACGUGAACAAUCUGGUCGCUCGAAGAGACCAUCUGUUAGCGGUAAAUGCGCGCUUAGCCAUUCCACUUAAUCCAACCGCCGCAUUGGGAGGAGUCGGCAUCAUCGGAGGAUCUGGAAGUGGAGGCACCGGAGCUGCUGUAACUGGUGGUGCUGGAGGAGCUGGCCUGGGAGGUGUAGGCGCUGGAGCGCUUCCUCAAGGACAAUUCAAUAACAUUCACGGAAAUGGACCCAUCGAUGCUAACAUCAAUGCAAGUGCAUCCGCUAUAAGCAGUCGAGCCAGUCGGGUGCAGCAUGGUCAGAAUCAGCAACCCACACAAAGCACCGUUGGCCAUUUUGGUUCCUCGGCAGGAAGCAAUAGCGGUGUUUUACCCCAAGAAAAUGGUAUUGAUUUCCGACACACCAAUUCCUCCCAUCCGGCCACCAACAGCGCUUCGAUAAGGCGUAACUCUCCUUCUAAUCAACCGUACCCUACGCCGGGUACUAUCGGUACCGGGGGCUCCUCCCGUGGGGCACAACCACUAUCCUCUGCAGCGGCCAACGCCGGAUCUGGCGAACCGCAGUCUUCCGUAGCGGCGCGCAACAACAUAAUGCGCCCAUCCGCGUCCGGUCCGGCUAAUUUAUCCUCCUCAUCAAGCAUUGCGACCUCCGGCAGUGGCAACAGCAGCAGCCAAGCUAGCACCACACCCAGUGGACUCAAUGCUACAGGAAAUGGCCUCGGAGGAUCCACCGGUUCGGCCACUGGACCCGGAACAUAUCAGUCGGCGCGAGAGCAACAGCAAACGAUCUACAACACCGCACACCAGCCUACACACCAAUUACGCCGAGACGAUAUACCGCUCUUGCUCGAGCACCAUCAGCAGGAACAUUUGCAUCACCCCCAACACCCCCACCCCCACCACCAGCCCCAUCAUCCUCAAGCCCCACCUCCCGCUCCUCCGCCUCAUCCCACUCAUCCUUAUCUUCAGCCUCAAACAGCUCCACAGCAGCCGUCAAUCGCAGGACCGCUGCAGCAGAACCAUCAUCAGCACCAUUCGCAGCUGCAGCAGCAGCAUCAUCCCGCACACCUACCGCAGCAGCACCAGGCGCAGGUGUCGGGACCGUCCACGGGAGGACGAGUGGUUGCUCCUACGACAGCUUCAGUACGAGUCACCGCUUCCCUGCCAUCGCAACACCUGCGAGCCACAGGAGUCAACCAUCACCACCAUUACGCGCACCAUGGAACCGGGAACCAUCUGGCGCACGGCACCACUCCACCCUUGGUAGCCGGAAGCGCCAGCAUGAGCCACCACGGACCGUUGAACUCGAACGAUGGCCCAGCUGCAGGACGGGUGGCUGCUCCGGCGUCCAGUACACCGCCACCCCAGACGAUGGGCCACUCGCAACGGCCACCAGCUCACUGA
Molecule: messenger RNA, 6936 nt
Organism: Anopheles nili
Lineage: Eukaryota; Metazoa; Arthropoda; Insecta; Diptera; Culicidae
Gene: Alh
Product: serine-rich adhesin for platelets
Exons: 16
Coding region: 1-6936 (2311 amino acids)
Biological process (GO): regulation of transcription by RNA polymerase II
Cellular component (GO): nucleus
Molecular function (GO): histone binding; nucleosome binding
Source: RefSeq, a predicted model, not a curated record